Messenger RNA from Daphnia magna, 4354 nucleotides. RefSeq names its product protein mesh (gene mesh). The record is from RefSeq and is a predicted model, not a curated record. NCBI's taxonomy places the organism in Eukaryota, Metazoa, Arthropoda, Branchiopoda, Diplostraca, Daphniidae. The transcript is spliced from 21 exons. The coding region runs from base 184 to 4071 and encodes 1295 amino acids. Gene Ontology annotation, biological process: cell-matrix adhesion.
GGCCACAUACGCAAAAGAACCUUUCUACACUUAAGAGGUGGAACUUUGUUGUUAUUUUCUAGAUAAAAAGUUAGUGCUGUGGGUGUAAUUACUUGGAUUUUUUUUUUUUGUCUGAGUCAAUACUCAAAAACUUGAAAAGUAUAAGGUGAGGUGGUGAACAAUUACGAACAGAGUUUGAAGGCCAUGAUGAAUCGAGGAAAGAUUCUUGGUUUUGUGGCGUUGGCUGCAUUAUUGCUGGUGGCUGUGAAUGCCCGGGAAGAGGAAGGCCCCUGUGAGGAAGACGAUUUUGAUAUCGAAUCUGCACAAAUAAACUACGAUCCCAUGACUUCCAGAUUGGCUCCUUCUCGAGUUGAAAGGCAACUCCAAUUAAAUGACCCCGCCUACCAGCCUCGACAGGUAUACGAUCUGAAGAAAGAGGAACUGGAUGAAAUUCGUAAAGAGAAAAUGUACCCGUUUUACGACAAAGACGCGUACGGGAAAAGUGGCGAUCUCGUGAGGGAAAUCAACGACAACAGCGCCCAAGUUCAGAAGCAACUCAAUUUCUUGCUUCCUUUCUUUGGUUUUGGGUUUAAUUAUACAUGGCUUUCCAUCCAUGGUUUCCUUGGCUUCAGUGAUUCAAUGGGAUCGUCCCCAUUGCCACCUCUGCAGUUCCCCGUUCAAACUUGGCCAGUAGAUAACGAUCCGUCGUUUAUCAGCCCUUUCUACAGUCGCUGCCGUAUUGGUAGAGUGAAGGAGAGCGAUCAAGAUAAGAGGACGCCUGGUGUUUACUUUCGGCUAGAGCGUGAUUUACCCGCUAGAUUCGAUGAAUCAGGUGUUAAAAUGAGAGAGAGAAUUAAGUGGGACAUUCGGGAGGCCAUUGUUGGAUCCGAAAACUUUUUCCCGAAACACGCCAUUAUUGCCACCUGGAAAAAUGUCAGCUUUGUUGGUGGAUAUAAUGCAAUGGAAAAUACAAACACCUUCCAAAUCGUCAUUGUUACGGACGAAGUUCGUACCUACGCCAUGUUCAACUACGCCCAUCUUGGCUGGACGACGCACGCUGAAGCCGGAGGCGACACCAAUACUGGACAAGGAGGUGUCCCAGCUUUUGUUGGCUUCAACGCAGGCAACGGCACGAAAGCUUACGAAUACAAGCCUUACUCGCAAGACAUGCGAAUCCGUGACCUCACCUACAAAGGAUACGCCAACCGAAUACCUGGACGCCAUGUUUUCCGAAUCGAUGAACGUGUCAUGAGUGGAAAUUGCUUUGACGAUGAAACUGUUUACACGUCCCAGCCUCUGGUUUUUGCUCCAGAAAGUGGCAAUAUGAUGGGUGGCAUGAUGGUCAACGUGACAGGACCUUGUUUCAACGCUGAUCGUCGAAUCAUUUGCCGUUUUGACACGCAAGAUGUCGUUGGCAAGUACAUUGACCAAAACCGAGCCGUCUGCAUCAUGCCGAGGGUUUACGCCACUGGCUAUGUCGACUUGACUAUCUCCAUCGAUGGCGGCAAUUUCAACUGGAAAGGGCGUUUCUAUGUUGAAUCUCCUACAACGGCACCUGAGAUGGUUUGGUUCCAAACGGAAAAUUUCCACGAGCUGAAUCCACCAGAGCUCCGACUGCGUUGGGACAAGACUAACUUGACUGUCGAUGAAUCAGCCAAAGUCCGUAUAUCUGUGUGGGGCUACCGUGAAGAUACAGUUAACCCGAAAAUGGAAUACAUUGACAUGCUGACGGAUGGUGUGGUCAACAAUGGUGACGUCAAAAUUUAUCCACUGGAUUUUGCGAAUCGUGACAACGGUCCCAAUCUUCGACAAUAUACUUUUGGUUUCAUUCAAAUUAAUUUGACUAUUUAUGAUCCCAAAGUUGGCAUGUCUCCAAUCCUAUGGAGUCGCCCAAUUCCGCUCGGUUGGUACUUCAGUCCUCAAUGGAAACGCUUCGAAGGGGAUAAAUGGGCCCAUGAUCGCUGCAAUAAAUGGAUCGACUACGACCGGCAGAUGCGACCGUUCACCUACGAAUUGCCCAUUUGUCCAUGCAUGAUGCAUCAAGCCGCCUCUGAUAAAGGACGUUACGUCCCCGAUUUUGAAUGCGAUCGCUUUGGUAACGCACAGUGUUUUUACCAUCAAGGAGCUCAAAUGUGUUACCGAUCAGGACUCUCCAGUCGAGAUGGUGCUGGCCAGCAAUGUUGUUACGAUAAAGACGGCCUGCUCAUGAUGACUUCAGACAACAAAUGGGGCGGAAAUCCUGGACGAUCCCACAAUUUAGGCCUGAUGCCCUGGAAUGAGGCCGGCAAAGUCCCUAGUCUUUCACAUUGGCAAAUGGACGUCACCCCGUUUUACACCUGUUGCCUUUGGCAAGAUGAAACGAGCGAAGAUUGUGAAAUUUAUCGUUUCGAACGUCGAGCUUCGCAAGACUGUGUCGGCUAUCAACCACCUGGCGCUGCUGCUGUUUUCGGAGAUCCUCAUUUCUACACGUUUGACAACAUGACGUACACAUUCAAUGGAAAAGGCGAAUUUGUUCUUGUCCGGGCAGACACCGUCCGUCACAAGCUCGACGUGCAGGCCCGAUUUGAAGCGAUUCCCAACAACGUUUACGGCACGGCUCGUGCAACAGUCCUUACUGCAGUCGCAGCCCAAGAAAACACUUCUGUCGUCGUGGAAGUUCGAAUUCGGCCACCGUACGCUCAAUGGAGAUAUCGUUUAGACGUGAUUGUCGAUCAGCGUUACGUUUAUUUUGACACUUUCAGUCGCCACGUCCAAAACUUUAAAGGUGUGACGGUGUAUACUCCUACGUCGAUUUUGAACCAGAGUCAUGUGGUCAUCAUGUUCCAGUCAGGCGCAGGCGUGGAAGUUGUUGAGAAUAAUCGUCACAUGUCAGCCCGCGUAUAUCUGCCCCUCAGCUAUAUGAAUCAAACGAGAGGACUUUUUGGAAAUUGGUCCAUGGACCUUUACGAUGAUUUCACCUUACCAGACGGCACACCCGGCCCAUCACUUGACAUCAACAACCUGGAAAGUCUUCACAACUCCUUUGGAAUGAAAUGGUCGGUGGAUGACAAAUUCGAUCCAUACAAGGGCAAAAGUUUGUUUUACCAUGAAAACGGCCGUUCUUCCAACUUUUUCUACGAUGCCACCUUCCAGCCUAUUUUCGACGUCAAACCCCCUCUACCUGCCAAUUAUUCGAGUCUGAAUUCGACGCAGAUCGACCAAACCUGUGGUAACUCGUACCAGUGUUACUAUGAUUACGCAGUGACGUUGAACCGCCAGUAUGCUAUUUACGCCAAAUACUAUUUGGAUGAAAUUGUCAACAUCAAAUCGAAUAACCUGAAAGUCGUGAUUUCAUGUGGAGCGUUGCCGGCCCCUAAAAAUGGUCGCAAGAGUACGUUCGCCUACACACCGGGCACUUUUGUCAAAUUCGAUUGCGAUCCUGGUUACGUUCUGGUUGGUGAAGAUCGUCGUUGGUGCUACGCUUCAGCCGAGUGGAACUGGGCCUUGUGGGGAGACGCCCAAUGCAUACCUGAAAAGGAGUACGCGGCUGAGAAAGCCGGCAUCAUCGCCGGUAUUGUGCUGGCCGUGCUGGUCCCACUAAUGAUCCUCGCCUACUGUUGCUGCCGACGACAGCGCCGUAAUUACAAGAAAGGCUUAGAGAACAAGACUCUCAAAAUUUUAACGACUUCUCGUCACUCACUGAACGACACGUCAGGCCACGGCCUCACCGUUUCUGCCAAAGGCUCAGCACCGGCUCAUGUCGAAUCCGGUUGGAAGACGAAAGAAAGUCACAGCACAAGUCCAUUUAGUUCGGGAAUCGGCUCUGAUGAAGAAAGGAAAACAAAUGCAAGUACCGUUUCGACUUUUGAUCGUGGCAGUAGCCCGAGCAGCACGUCCACUGCAGUUAAAGUCAGCCCAACCGAAAGCUCGUCCAGUGGAAGCAACAGUAGCAGAAAUCGGGAGUCAGCGCCAUCUAGCGUCGGUUCAAAAACCAACCAUCAGCGCUAUGACGGUGUUUAUUAUACGCACGAACCGAUCAGAGGUGCCCCAGUAAUAGAUUUCGUUGAUGACAACAUGGAUGUAGAAAUCAAUCAUCGAAAUACCGAAGUGUAACCGAAUCGCACGUAGUAAAUUGAAGAACCCACAACGGCAAUUGAUUAACGAACAACAAACAUUUUUGUACGACGUUUGAGACACCAUCGCUAGUAACACAUUUUUUUCUUCUCAAAGAGUAGAACGCAAUUAUUUUUCACACAAAGUUCGACGUAAAUGAUGAAUAAUUCUUAUGCAAAUAUCCUGAAAGCCAUUUAUUUUCCAUUAGCCGUCCGUUAAGUCUGUACUAACAACGUCUCAUUUUCACCUUACGAAUGGAAAAAAUACAUUGAUCAUCAUUUAA